AUGCUAGACCCUGAGCAUGAGCAUUCAUAUAAGUUAACCGAAGUUUUGAGAGAGAGCAAAACUUCUGCGUACAUGCGUGACAGAGAUGGCUUAACCCCUAUUCUAAGAGCAGCUCACUGUGGUCAGAUAUGGCUAGUUGCUCGGAUUGGUAAAAUGUAUCCAAAAUCAAUAUAUAUAAGUGAUUACAAAGGGAAAACAGUGCUGCACCAUCUAUGUAGUUCAGCCUUAGAUGUGGUCAAUGAGUUAGAAACCGUAUUACAACUAUGGGAGCAAGUUUCCGAGACGUUUCCUAAUGGCGAUGACCUGAUGUUCUCACAAGAUCAUGAUGGAAACACACCAUUACAUAUUGCCAUCAUGGCUCAGAACUUUAGAGUUGUACAUUAUUUCAUCAGAUAUUAUAUUAAGGUAAAGUCGAGCUUAAAGAAUGAGUUGAUGGGUCUUAUGAACAAUGACGGAAAGUCAAUCAUGAAUUUAGUUACAUGUGGAUCAGACAUUCCCCCGAACCUGAAGAAAUUGAUAGAACAAGCAAGUAUGGAAACUCCAAUGGAGGACGAUAUCUAUGAGGCAGCUACAAAAGGAGAUAUCAAUGUGAUUAAGGAACAUAAAUACCGCUUGCAAUGUCAAGCACAUGAUGGAAGUAAUAUCUUGCAUAUAGCAGUUCGGCACAGGAAAUUAUCCUUACUUAUGGCAGUUGUAGAAAGGAGCUACUUAUAUCCUCUUAUCUAUUGGGAGGACUCUAAAGGAGAUACCCCUCUACACGUCGCUGCUGGGUUACAAGCGCCUGAAGCAUUACAAUUCGUUGAACAAUGUGUCAAAAAGUGGGAUCCGUAUGACGGACUCCUACCAUGGACAGUGAGAAAUAUGAAAGGAAAUACGGUCCUUCAUGAAGCAGCAAGGUUUUGUAAUUAUGAGUUUAUAUCAUCAGCAUUAAAAUACGCCACUGACAUCAAUGAUGUGAAGCUAAAUCAAAAAAUCAUCAAGGAUGUGAAUGACGAUGGUGAGACUGUUCUGCAUAUAAUAGCAAGAUAUGCCACAUAUAAAGCAAAGGAUUUCUUAGAGAAAGUUUCAAGAUAA
Messenger RNA from Beta vulgaris subsp. vulgaris (sugar beet), 1074 nucleotides. RefSeq lists its product as uncharacterized. The coding region runs from base 1 to 1074 and encodes 357 amino acids. Gene Ontology annotation, molecular function: protein binding. NCBI's taxonomy places the organism in Eukaryota, Viridiplantae, Streptophyta, Magnoliopsida, Caryophyllales, Amaranthaceae. The record is from RefSeq and is a predicted model, not a curated record. The transcript has 3 exons.